Molecule: messenger RNA, 1344 nt
Organism: Leptopilina boulardi
Lineage: Eukaryota; Metazoa; Arthropoda; Insecta; Hymenoptera; Figitidae
Exons: 7
Coding region: 157-615 (152 amino acids)
Biological process (GO): angiotensin-activated signaling pathway
Cellular component (GO): plasma membrane
Source: RefSeq, a predicted model, not a curated record
AAUCGACAGCAAAACGUAUAGCGAAAUAGUCUAGAUCGAAAACAUCAGCAUAUGAUUAAAUAUAAAGUGAAACAGUGUGUGAAAAUAAUAAUAAACAACACUUCCAAACUGCAAUUUGGUUUAUUCAGAAUAAUAUAAAAAAAAAAAUUAUCAAUUAUGCCGGAUUUGUCAGUAAUUACACAUUAUCCUUUAAAGAUCAUUUUUGCUAUCCACUUCUUCCUCGUCUCAUGGGGCCUCCAAGGAUUCUAUUCCCAAUCGAUGAUAUUUUACAAUGUUCUUUUUUUUAUUUGUCUUCUCUGGGCCAUUCACAAUACCGAAACAGAUGAAUCUCUACAAUUCGCAUUAUUCAUUAACGUACUUUCCAUAUUAUUUGACGUGGUGAUGUUAGUUGUUAAUUUUCCAAGUGACUCCUAUGGAAAAUUCUGCGCAGUAGGAAUUAUUUUUAAUACUUGUGCACGAGUUUUUACUUCAAUAUUUCUUCUACGAAUUGGUAGAGCAAGAGGUGGAACUUUAGCCAUGAUGUUUCCUACUGAUCCUGCUAUGGGUUUUGGAAGACAGGAUUACGAAGACAUAUCAAAUCCAAUGCCUAAUAAUUCAGAUUUCGUUGGAAUUUAAAGAAAGUAAGUAACGUUGCAGAGAGAAAGUUUUUUUUUCAAAAUAAAACAAAAAAUUAACAACGAAUAUAUUUCAAAAUCAAAAAAAAAAUACUCAAAAUUUUAUUUUUUUAAAAUUCGUAACAAAGAGGUCUAUUUUGUAAAAUAUACACACCUGUUUGUUAAAUUAAAUUUUUAAAUCAUAUUAAUUAUUUUAAAAGAAAAGAAAAUUUGUUAAAUAGAAAAAUGUUUAGAAAUAUUGGAAAAGAAAUUUUUUUAAACAAAAACAGUCACUAAUAUUACUCUAUAUAAUAGUUAGUAUUUAUAAGAUUUAAAUUACGUUAAUUAAUAAAAUAAAUUAAUUAUGUUAUCGUAGAGAAAUUGUUCUCUAAAAAUAAAAGUCAUUUAUAUAUAGAAAGCAUCAAAAAGACAGUUGCUUAUCAUAGAUUUAAUAAUGUUAUACUAUUUAUUAUAGUUUGUAUUAAUAAUAUAAUAAUUCUAGUUUGUAUAAUUUUCAUUGAUCAAGCGAAUGAUAUAUUAUUAUUAAAUAUUAAGAAAUGCCAUUACUAUUCACAUAAUUGUAAAUUUUAAUUUAAAAAAAAAUGUUUGCGAUAUUUUAUAAAAUGCACUACGUUUUUAUGCUUUAUUUUAAAAGCUUAUUUAUAAUGCAUUUUUAAUUAUUUUGAAAUAAAAUUUGUAAUACAAAUAGAAUUUUGUGAAAAAAAAUAAUAAAAAAUGAUAUGUACAUUUA